Messenger RNA from Procambarus clarkii (red swamp crayfish), 2285 nucleotides. Lineage: Eukaryota; Metazoa; Arthropoda; Malacostraca; Decapoda; Cambaridae. The record is from RefSeq and is a predicted model, not a curated record.
GUGUUGGUGUGGAGAGCCUAGCACGAAGCCUCCACCAGAAGGGCAUCACCACUGAUGGCCUUUCUGUCUAUACCAAGGACUCGCUUCCCCAGGAGGAUGAAGAUCGCCUCAAGGAGCUUGUUAACUCACUUGGCCUCGGAUUUCCUUUGUGUCUAGAAGCGAGUUGAGAGCCAAAAAGUAUUCACAAUAUGCAUGUGUGAUGACACAUCUAUGAGUGGUCAGCGCAGUAGCCUCACAACUGUGAGGUCCAGGGUUCGAUUCCAGCAACAGGACGAGACGUUUGGGCAAUAUUUCAUUACACCUGAUGCACCUGUUCACCUAGCAGACAAAGUUGGAGACGUCUGAGAAAUGUUGAACGAAGUACAGACGUCUGAGGAACGUUGGACGAAGUACAGACGUCUGAGAAACGUUGGACGAAGUACAGACGUCUGAGGAACGUUGGACGAAGUACAGACGUCUGAGAAACGUUGGACGAAGUACAGACGUCUGAGGAACGUUGGACGAAGUACAGACGUCUGAGAAACGUUGGACGAAGUACAGACGUCUGAGAAACGUUGGACGAAGUACAGACGUCUGAGGAACGUUGGACGAAGUACAGACGUCUGAGGAACGUUGGAUGAAGUACAGACGUCUGAGGAACGUUGGACGAAGUACAGACGUCUCCGGAACGUUGGACGAAAUGCAAGGAAGUUAUUGAUGACUUUUCAUUAGUGUAAAGUAAAACAUAAGAAAUACUAAUUUUAAUCUCUUCAGCAAAACAAUUGAAUUACAAAAAGUUACUGAAAAUAUAUAAACAACAAAAUAAUAUAUUAAAUAUGUAAUAAAUUUCUCAAAGUUCAAUACUGUACCACAAUAUAGAAGCUGGAGCACCGUACUGAAGAAGUACAAUACAGUCGCCAGUGAACAAGCAGAAACUGAACAAAAGUAUUGUGAGGUGCUAAUCAGUAAGUUCAGUAUGCCAGUAACGCAAGACAACAAAAACUGGUCCCGUUAUGGCCUGGCUUUGUGUACGGAAGGACGAGAUGCACUGGCUUGUGUGUUCAUGUGGUUGUACAAGGGCGGCUUCCCAGUAACUGUGUCCAACGUUAACCUCUUUGAUCAGGAGAAGACAAAGCUACAGGAUUCAACUGACGCGGCAGCGUUUGAUAUCCCCCUGUUGUACAAGCUCCUGCGGCGUGUGUGUGGUCUGGCUGACAUUAAGGACCCCACAUGGACCACUCCAGGGCCUAGCGGGCCAUCGCUCGAACACCUCAUUUACAAGCUGCUGGAGCUCCGACACAAUAAAUGGGCCCAUAUAAAUAAGAUGACUCGGCAAGACCUUGAGGAAAACCUGACAGAGCUCCGUAAUAUACUGAAGAUGAUGUUGGCUAAGGCCGGCGCCCGGUGUGGGAAAGACAGCCGUGAAGUGGACCGAAUGUUUAGAAACUUCACUGAGUAUAUUGACGCACUGCUAGAAAAUAUCAGAGAGCCGGUGUUUCAGCGCCAAAUGGGGGGCUUGACACCGCUUUCUUGGGAAGAUCCCAACAGAUUACGCCAGGAAGAUUUGCUAGUAUUACAAGAGCAAGAUCUCAACCAAUUGCGUUACGAAUUCGCUGUGAUUAAGGCAGGAAGAUUAGUACUUGACACAGUGUUCAGAUGGUCAUACAGAGGUACCUUCCCAGUACACAAUUACCUCACUGAGGAAUUGGGGUAUAAUUCUAAUAUGUACUGGUGGAUCUUCUCGAAUUACCAGCAGAAUAAGCUUCAAGCUUCUGACAGCACUGGUUUUGAUAUCUUCUUAUUAUACAAACUACUGCAGCAUGUGUGUGGUCUGGCAAAUUUUGCUGACCGUACGUGGACCACUCCAGGGCCAAGCGGGCCAUCGCUUGAGCACCUCAUUUAUAAACUGGAGCAACACCGAAAUUAUGCUGCUCAUGGACAACUGAGUAUGACUGAGCAAGACUUCAAACCGAGACUGAAAGAACUCAAGGACUUAUUUGUACAGGUGUUGACUCAAGCCGGAGGACGGUUUGGGAGAACUGAUAAUGAUGUGAGUCAGGUGAUCAACUCUGUCACCGUGUUUAUUGAUGCAUCGUAUACAAAGAUCACAGAGCUGCUGGACCCCUCAGAUCUUGCGGAUAUGGAAACCACCUCUACAAAUAGAUGAAGAUGUUCCAUAAACUUCCUUUUAAUUAUCAUGUAACAUUGUAGUUUUCUGCUCUAAGAGUCUGACCUUCCUUCCUGCUAAUACUCCUAUCAUUCAUGGUUUAAACUUUUAUAUAUAUAUAUAUAUAUAUAUAUAUAUA